AUUCUGCAUCAGUUUGGCCAUGGCCUCGCACCAGUGGGUGAUGGUGGAGUAUCUCGCUCUGCUGAUGCUGUUGGGUAGCAGUACCCCAGCUGAAGUAUUCGUCCUUAUCACCGACCACAACGGCUACAUCUACAAGAUGGAUGCAAACAGCCAGGGCAUCUUAUACCACGACCAACAAGGAACUGAAGAUAUUGCUUAUGAUCCAGCUGAAAAACAAAUCUAUUGGUCCAAUCUUGAUACUCAUUCUGUCAGCAGAGUGGAUCUCGAUGGUGGAAAUUACAUGAAACUUUUCGAUGUCCAAAAAUCUCAAGGUAUAGUGUUGGAUCCAAGCUCGAGAAUCCUUUUUUACAGUGAUGAUAGAACUGCGGUCAUUGGAAAAUAUCAUCUAAAGACGAGAGUGGAAGAAGUGAUUGUACGUUCAGAUUUGAGUCGACCACACGCUCUUGCAGCUGAUACACAGAGAAGGAAACUCUACUGGUCAGACAUUGGAAACUCCCCCAGAAUCGAGAUGGCUGACUACAACGGGGAUGACAGAGAAACCCUUGUACAGUCCAACCUCAUCUGGCCUACAUCACUGGUGUUAGACAAAACAGGAGACAAUUUGUACUGGGUUGAUGAACAUGGAUCCUUGAAUGACGUGAUGGCACUAGACCUCUCCGCAAGGACUUCCAGAUCUAUACCGUACACUGGGCGCCGGCGGGAAUUCUUCGAUCUUGAUGUGUACAACGACACUUUAUACUUCAUUGACCGGGAGGCAACGUCUGUCUAUUUAUCGAUGCCAAUAACGGGAGGAGAACUGACACGAACAUCAACACCAGAAGGGAUGUCAAUGUACAGACACAUCCGCGUGUUCCACUACCCACAUGAAAUUCCACGAUGUCCGCCUGGUACCCAUGGGAAGAAAUGCCAAGUGCCGUGUGGACAUUGUCGAGACGAUAGGCCGUGCAUGAGUGAUACUGGACGCUGUCCAUCCGGAUGUCAACCAGGAUGGAUGGGGAAUAUGUGCACUGAAGGGUGUGCAGAUGGGUAUUUUGGCGUCAACUGCAAUGAUUCUUGUGGCAAAUGUAAAGGUGGAAUUGUCUGUGACAAAGCAGAUGGGCGAUGUGCCUCAGGAUGUGAGACCGGCUGGAUUGGGUACAACUGUACUCAAGAAAUUCCACGAUGUCCGCCUGGUACCCAUGGGAAGGAAUGCCAAGUGCCGUGUGGACAUUGUCGUGACGAUGGGCCGUGCAUGAGGGAUACUGGACGCUGUCCAUCCGGAUGUCAACCAGGAUGGAUGGGGAAUAUGUGCACUGAAGGGUGUGCAGAUGGGUAUUUUGGCGUCAACUGCAAUGAUUCUUGUGGCAAAUGUAAAGGUGGAGUUGUCUGUGACAAAGCAGAUGGGCGAUGUGCCUCAGGAUGUGAGACCGGCUGGAUUGGGUACAACUGUACUCAAGAAAUUCCAGUUUGCCCGCCUGGUACUCAUGGGAAGGAAUGUCAAGUGCUGUGUGGACAUUGUCGUGACGAUGGGCCGUGCAUGAGUGAUACUGGACGCUGUCCAUCCGGGUGUCAACCGGGGUGGAUGGGGAACAUGUGCACUGAAGUUGAAGUAAUCGUCCUUAUCACCGACCACAACGGCUACAUCUACAAGAUGGAUGCAAACAGCCAGGGCAUCUUAUACCACGACCAACAAGGAACUGAAGAUAUUGCCUAUGAUCCAGUUGAAGAACAAAUCUAUUGGUCCAAUCUUGACACCCAUUCUGUCAGCAGAGUGGAUCUCGAUGGUGGAAAUUACAUGAAACUUUUCGAUGUCCAAAAAUCUCAAGGAAUAGUGUUGGAUCCGAGGUCUAGGAUCCUAUUUUACAGCGAUGAUAGAACUGCGGUCAUUGGGAAAUAUCAUCUAAAGACGAGAGUGGAAGAAGUGAUUGUACGUUCAGAUUUGAGUCGACCACACGCUCUUGCAGCUGAUACACAGAGAAGUGUGACACUGAGUGAAAGUGGUAGUGUGACUCAGUAUGACUGGCAGUGUGACACUGAGUCCAUUCCUUAUAACUUAGAGUGUCCAGAUGGAAGUCACGGUGCUGACUGUCACGUCCCAUGUGGUCACUGCAGUGACAACAUCCCCUGCAACAAGACGGACGGUCUCUGCCCCAGAGGAUGUGCUGCAGGAUGGACUUUGCCCCACUGUACUCGAGGUGACGUCUUGGCUUGCUGUUCCUGGCAGAUACUUUACCCUUGUGUCGUCGGACUAUUCGGGUGUAAGGAUGGGUAUUUUGGUGACAACUGCGAGGAAUCAUGUGGGCACUGUAUGAAUGGCAUUGCGUGUGACAAUGCAGAUGGGCGGUGUGCCUCAGGAUGCAAGGCUGGAUGGUUUGGGUACAACUGUACUCAAGAGUGCACCUAUGGAUAUUUUGGUGUAAACUGCAAUCAGUCCUGUGGCCAGUGUAUGGGUGGAGUUGCUUGUGACAGAGGAGAUGGACGAUGUGUCUCUGGUUGUGCAGCUGGCUGGAUUGGGUACAACUGUACUCAUGCUUCUACUCAACUAGAAACGGAUUCACAUUUCAACCUCGUCCUCGUCGUAGUUGGUGUUUGUGCUGCUGCUGCCGUGCUUCUAGUCACGGCUUUGGGUAUCUACACAUACAGACUCAGGAAAUCACCAAUACCCAAUACAGGUGAAGAUACAGUAGCAUACCGCGUCAUGUGUUCUCAAGGUGAUGUGAUCGUGCUCAUCAGCGACCACAAUGGCCCCAUCUACAAAGUGAACACCAGCUCCAGAAACACCACGGUCGUGUUCCGGGAUGUAAGCGGAGUGGAGAACAUUGCCUAUGAUCCAGUGAGGGAGCAUGUCUACUGGUCAAAUCUUCAAAAGCGAAACAUUCAGCGAGUCGACCUCAGUGGGGGAAACCAUGUCACAGUGUUCUCUGUUCGGAAAUGCCAAGGACUGGCAAUAGCUCCCGAGUCCAGGUUCCUGUUCUACAGCGACGAUGGCUCGGAUAUCAUAGGGAAGUAUGACCUGAAGACGGGCAGGAAGACUGUGAUCAUUCGUUCCAAUUUGGGCAGAGCACAUGACGUCACAGUAGAUGAGUUCAACCGCAAAUUGUUUUGGUCAGAUGUAGGCCGCGACCCCAAGAUCGAGAUGUCGAACUACGAUGGAGGAAACAGGGUGACUUUAGUACGGGCACUGUCUAGCAGCAGCAGCAGCACCCCGACAUCACUAGCUGUGGAUGAAAAGGGUGAAAAUCUGUAUUGGGUUGAUGAACAAAAGCAUAGAAGUGAAAUCAUGGUGCUUCGACUAAACCAAACAACUGCACGAUCAAUACCGUAUGGGGAGCGGUCUGAUUUCUUUUCACUUGACUUGUUCAACAAGACCCUCUACCUAAUUGAUCUCAGACAAAGGAACGUGUUUCUGUCCGUGCCGGUAACUGGAGGGACUGUAGCCUCUACUCCAAUACCACGAGGGAUGUCAGAUUACAGGAGUAUCCGGGUGUUCAGCUACCCUCAUAAGUGUACGGAUGGGUAUUUUGGUGACAACUGCGAGGGAUCCUGUGGUCACUGUUUGAGUGGCGCUGUGUGUGACAAGGCAGAUGGACGAUGUGCCUCAGGGUGCGAGGCUGGAUGGUUUGGGUACAACUGUACCCAAGAGUGUACGGAUGGGUAUUACGGUGACAACUGCGAGGGAUCCUGUGGUCACUGUUUGAGUGGCGCUGUGUGUGACAAGGCAGAUGGACGAUGUGCCUCAGGGUGCGAGGCUGGAUGGUUUGGGUACAACUGUACCCAAGAGUGUACAGUUGGAUAUUUUGGUGUCAACUGCGAGGAAGCAUGCGGCCAUUGUAGAGGCGGGGCUUCUUGUGACAAAUCAGAUGGAGGAUGUGUCUUAGGGUGUGAGGAAGGCUGGAUUGGGUACAACUGUUCCCAAGCAGGAUGUAGCGGGAAAAGGUGUGACGUGACAUGUUCUAACUGUAGCCAACAACAGGACUGCGGUGUUGGUGGGAAUUGUUCAAGUCCACUUACCACAGGUCACGUUCCUGUCCCCGUGGUUGCUGGCGUAUGUGGAGCGGCAGUUGCUGUAGGCGUGUUGGCAGUCGUCCUCAUCUGCAGAAGAAGGCGCCAGACUACCUCUCCACUGCCCCCGAAACAAGGAGAUCGCUCAGUCACGUACAGGAUUAUGGAGGACAUCCAAGACGCGAAUACUUCCGGCGAAGGCCAACUAAUACAAGUUUGAUACAAGCAGUAGUGAGGUUGUGGCAGUUGUGCUUUCAGAUGGUGUCCAUACGCGUGUCUAUUCUACAUACACGUGUUGCAGCAGCACAGAUCGACACAUCAUCUCAAACAUACAUCGAAGCUGAUUUUGGUACUUACUACUGCCACAUAUCACAUUGAAGUCUACAAUAACGGGGUUCGAUGACAAGAGUACAGCCCUUUUCGCGAACACCCGGUGUCAUCACUGAUUUUCAGUGGUCCAUUCAUAUAAUUUCCAAAGCUAUUUGCCCUUUACGCCAAGUGGAAUCUGUUUCGGCAGAAAAUCUAGGAUGGUUAUUCUCUUGCACUGACAACUUAUAUAUAAUUAACUAAAGCGUGAUUUAAUAGCAUUGUUGAAUAUAUAUGGGCAUGUGAAUCGAUGGUCCGUACAUGUGUUUCACUUGUCACUACAACCCGCCUAUUUGUGAUACAGUAGGAUAGUUUUGUAGCCCCAAAAGACGGAAUUUACAAUAAAAGGGAGACAACUUA
Haliotis rufescens (red abalone) is the source of this 4707-nucleotide messenger RNA. Its product is annotated as pro-epidermal growth factor-like. The transcript has 30 exons. Bases 20 to 4201 code for a protein of 1393 amino acids. NCBI's taxonomy places the organism in Eukaryota, Metazoa, Mollusca, Gastropoda, Lepetellida, Haliotidae. The record is from RefSeq and is a predicted model, not a curated record. Gene Ontology annotation, molecular function: scavenger receptor activity.